AUGGGGUUCGGUCAAUUUGACACGAUAUGCGAGAAGGUGCCUGUGCCUUUGUGCUCCUUGGUGGGCCCGGCGUCGACGAUCUCCGGGUCAACGGGCAUCAUAUCCAACUGCUAUGCGCGGAAUAUUGAGGUUGCGAAUACCAUCAUCUUCGAGGGUGCCGCGUCCUUCAUGCAUAUCAUGGCGCUUAGCAUGACAGUGAUCAUGAUCUUGCACGUUCGGUCCAAGUUUACUGCCGUCGGCCGUAAAGAGAUCAUCACCUUCUUUUAUAUCUACCUAGCUCUGACCCUUUUCUCUCUUCUCAUUGAUGCAGGUGUCGUUCCCCCAGGGAGUGACCCGUUCCCGUACUUCGUGGCUGUUCAGAACGGCUUGAUAUCCGCACUAUGCACCUGUCUUCUCGUCAACGGGUUCGUCGGCUUCCAAUUGUACGAAGAUGGCACAGCCCUCUCAGUGUGGUUGGUACGAGUCCCCUCCGCAGCGAUGUUCGCUCUUUCGUUUGUGAUAUCGCUUGCGACUUUCAAGUCGUGGGGUUCGAUGGGUCCCCAGAAUACCACGGGCCUGUUCGUGGUGCUGUACCUUCUGAACGCCAUCUCUAUCGCUGUGUACUUGGCCAUGCAAUUGCUUCUAGUUGCGAACACAUUGGAUGACCGCUGGCCGCUGGGCCAUAUCUCCUUUGGUGUGAUCGUCUUCAUCAUUGGCCAGGUUCUCUUGUAUCAAUUCAGCGAUGUUAUCUGCAACAACGUGCAGCAUUACUUGGACGGCCUUUUCUUCGCUACAUUCUGCAAUCUCCUCGCUGUCAUGAUGUUUUGGGAUUCGAUCACCAAGGAGGAUCUGGAAUUCUCCGUCGGUGUCAAGCCAAACACUUGGGAGGUUAAGGAACACCUAUCUGAGGAAGAGCGCCGAACUACUGUCUACCCUGACAAUAACUCCGAGUAUGCAGGCAGCCUGUACCACCAUCGCUCUUCCACUUAUGGUCAUCAUAAUUAUUGA
This is a messenger RNA of Penicillium expansum, 987 nucleotides long. Its product is annotated as chitin synthase export chaperone. The transcript has 3 exons. NCBI's taxonomy places the organism in Eukaryota, Fungi, Ascomycota, Eurotiomycetes, Eurotiales, Aspergillaceae. Gene Ontology annotation, biological process: protein folding. The coding region runs from base 1 to 987 and encodes 328 amino acids. Gene Ontology annotation, cellular component: endoplasmic reticulum membrane. The record is from RefSeq and is a predicted model, not a curated record.